This is a messenger RNA of Microplitis mediator, 717 nucleotides long. RefSeq lists its product as uncharacterized. The coding region runs from base 226 to 663 and encodes 145 amino acids. The record is from RefSeq and is a predicted model, not a curated record. The transcript is spliced from 2 exons. Lineage: Eukaryota; Metazoa; Arthropoda; Insecta; Hymenoptera; Braconidae.
UAAAGUGAUAGAUAGUAAUGUAGUAAAAUUUAAUAUUCCGCAGAAAUUGAAUCAUUUAGGAAAAAGUGUGCGUCAAAUAUAAAUAACUAAUGACGUUAUCUCAAAAAUUAUUAGUCUAAAUUUCAUAUAAAAGGGACUCGAAGUGAGCAUUAGUUAAACACAACAACAACAGCUGAAGUACCAGUCUCAUUUAAAAAUAUUUAAUAACUUUUUAGUGAAAUAAAAAUGAUGGCUAAUAAAUUGUCACUCUGCGCUCUACUCUUCGUCGGCUUAUUUGCUCCGGCAUAUCUAUCACCAGCCGUUCAUUCAGCGUGUUCACGAUUUGAAACUAAAAAUUCCGAUGGUACGACGAAGAUUUCUGAUAUCAAUAUGUUUAUUCCAUUCGUCCAAGAAAUGAAAUUUCAAAAAGAAACAGACGCGUACGUAUAUCCGGAUGGCAAAGAAGGGGCUCAAUUGACAAAGUAUUCUUAUAAACAAUGUGGUAAAGAAACAGUGUUUUUAAGUGUCGCAGAAGUCGACGAAUUGAUUAAUUUCCUGCUCGUCCGUAAAGAAGCUGGAGUGCCAUUGUUGCAUUUUAGCGUCAUCAACUGCCCAUCAUUAGACUAUCCCUUAAGAUAUGAACUGUCUUCUGGAAUAAUUGUUUGUCAAUUUAACAAAAAUUAAUUUAUUUCAUUGAUUUUAAUUACUAAUUUUUUUGUAUAAUAUUUAUAAUUUUAA